Messenger RNA from Harpegnathos saltator (Jerdon's jumping ant), 1856 nucleotides. Its product is annotated as ess-2 splicing factor homolog. Gene Ontology annotation, cellular component: catalytic step 2 spliceosome. The record is from RefSeq and is a predicted model, not a curated record. The coding region runs from base 246 to 1718 and encodes 490 amino acids. Lineage: Eukaryota; Metazoa; Arthropoda; Insecta; Hymenoptera; Formicidae. The transcript is spliced from 3 exons.
CGCUGCAUAUGCAUCAUGUCUUAUAAUUGCAAAGUGCAAAAUACUCUUGUGGUAUGUACAAAAGAUCCUGCACGUAAGGAAAUAUGACGUGAUCGAGUGCGUACGAGCUUGCGCUAAAGGAGUAUUGCAGCAGGAGAACUUUUUCCACAAGCGUAAAUACUUAUUCGUCGGUUAGCAGUAACGUUAGGGACAGUUACUGUCAUAUAACCUCACUUUUGAAGUUUGGAUCCGCAGUAUCAAUCAGUAUGAGUGAUACCAUCGCAGAUGAUAGUCCAGGCUCUAAAGCCUUGGAAGCUGCCAAGAAUAUCAAGGAUUUGGCUAUAUUCAAAAAGCCUAUCGGAUCUGUGAAAAAGAGAAAGUCCACUAAACCAAAGAUUCUGGAUGAAGAUAUGUAUAUUGAGAAGAUGGGUGAAAUCAUACAGAGGGAUUUUUUUCCACACUUGGAAAGGUUGCAGGCACAAAAUCAGUAUCUAGACGCUCUGGAACAGAAUGAUGUAAAGAGAAUGAGAGAGCUGUAUGCAAAGUACAGUUCUGGCCGACCAGUCACAGAAAGACCAGUUAGUCCGGCAACUUUUGAGACUCCUCAGCGUAGAGUCGAAUUGGAUGAAUUGCCACAUACUCCGGAAGUUACGCCUCAAGAAAUACCCACGGAAUCUAAGAAGAAGGAUGAUAAAGCGGAAAAUAAGACUGGUCUUGAUGAUUACCUGAGCACUCAUACAAGUGAAGAUAAUGCUAGUUUUGAGGAGAUGAUGGUUGAAGCGGAAAACAAGCGUAGACUGAAGCAUGCUUGGCUUUAUGAGGCAGAAGAAAAAUCAAAAGCGUGGCUUGCUAUUGCCAACACAACUGACCCCUUGGCGAUUGAAGGAUCGAGUUCCAGACCCAAACAAGUGGACAGUUGGGCUUACAGGAAUAAGAAUUAUAUUAUGUACAUUCCAGACGGAGUGGAACCUACGGCCGAGGAGAAGAUAGAGUUAGCUAAGAAGAAACAGCAAGUGAUGCACGAAAACACAAGGCUAAGGACAAACCCCUUCAAUGAGCAACAAAAUAAAGAAACUAUCAACGAGUUGGCAAAGACGCAGUCCAAAGCUAACGACGGCAAGAUUGGUGUUGACGGUAAAGAAGUCGUUAGGAAUGCAACGCCGCAAGUGAACGGUUACAGCUUUGUAGCGACACCGAGCCCAAUGCCGGGAGAAUGCGAAAGUCCCUUGAUGACGUGGGGUCAAAUCGAAGGGACACCCUUUCGAUUGGACGGCGGUGACACUCCAUUACUUCGGACGAGCCAGGGCCCUUCCUUUAGAAUGGCGGAACCACCGAAAAGGGAGAAAUUGGCGUUGCAAUUAGCCGAGAAAGCCGGUGAGAGACACAGGGAUCGAAAGAACAAGGCCUUAGAGGCAGCCAGAAAGUCAUUAUCCACACCGUCACCGAGGUCGACUAUAGAUCGUUUAAGCACAAUGUCUCCUGCAGCGAGAAGAUUAGCAACUCAGAAAUUGCGAAUCACAGGCACACCGUCACCGUCGUCACGACGAACACCAUCAUCGAGAACUCCGUCCAUUGGCAUCAGGACACCAGAUACACCGCGUACAAGUACAUCAGCUAAGCGAGCAACUGUUCAGAAAUUAGAUAUCGGUGUCGCACGGAUACAAGGACCCGUACUCACCGAUAACUUGCUCAAUCUACCUCCGCAGCGGCAACGAGCGUCGGACUUCUUCAACAAAUAAAAGUUUUUCCAACAAGUGGAAAAACUCUCAUAUAUUGUGGAAGAUCUCGUUUAACUUUAAUAAUAUUGUAUAAAUAUAUCAUAAUCUCUCUGUUUAUAUUAAUAUUAACGAGAAAACUCUAUAUGAUGCACAGUACGA